ACCGUCUCCUCUGUGAACCGGAACAGUAUGGGUUCACCUUGGUUGCAGAGAGCUGUGGGGAAGGCACACAUUUUAUUUUAGCUUGAAAUUUGACUUUCAAAUGAAAGAUACAUGUCCCAGUAGCACUGCAGCGCGUCGAACUGUUCUACAAACAGAGACGAAACAUGAAACAGGACGUGAGGAUACUGCUGCUGGGGGAGCGUGAGUUAUCUGCACUGACAGCUAAACACGACUAGCAAACAUUAGCCGUUAGGGCUAACUCAGCUAGCUGCUAACUUGUUGUGGAAUUUACUUGUGUUACUCCUGGUGGCACGGUGCCGGAAAUGUAUAUAUAACGAACUUAUUGUGCCUUGUAUGAGAAAAUCAAUCUUUUUUUCCGGGGUAAGAGAAGAUUUUCGCUAUGCUACCCCGGCUUUUAAAAAAGUAUCGUUUGAAUUGUUAGUGGUUAUAAUUUAGCAUUUGGCCGUAAAAAAGUUGUCAGUACUUUUGAGUUUGCUUAAGUCCAUUAAGAACAUUUGUUUUUAGUCGCUCACUUUCAUUGUAUUUGCAUGAUUUUAAAACUAUUAUUUAGUUGAGGAGAGCUUAGGUUCUCGUCGCCAAGUGUUAUUUGAUCAUUAGCUUUAUUCAUCAACAUCUCGAUGUUUCCGCCCUCUUACAGCCAAGGUGGGGAAGACCUCUCUCAUCAUGUCUUUGGUCGGAGAGGAGUUUCCGGAGGAGGUAAGUGUCAGUACAAUUCUCAAACACACUGUGGUUUUACAUCAACACUCAGUUUCACUGUAAGCUGGAUCCUUACAAACUCUUAAUUCCUGGCUUCAGCUUUUUCUUUAAUCUUGAGUGUUUGGUAAAAAAUAAAGAAGUCGGUUGUACGGCUCUUUAUUUUGAGCUUACUGUGAACUUGAGGUAAAGAAAAUAGUUAUGUUAACUAUCUAAUAACCCUCAAGUUGCAAGAAAUAUUAAUUAUUGUGCACUUCCUGACUUUUCAUUCAUCUUCAUGCCCCUCUCCCUGCUCAGCUGGUGUCUGGAUGUAAAGAGACAUCCCUUUUUACAAGACAAAUACUGACCCCAUUAUUACACCCAGAGUACUGUUUCACAUUAAUUAAAAGGAGGCAUAAAUCAUGAAGGUACAUAAUUUGAAUUGAACUCUUGCUGGUCUCACAAUCAGUGAGUUAUGGUGUGUCUAGCUUCACCUUUCAGGGUCAUAUUGGUACACUUGGUACCCCAACAAAAGGGUGCCAGUAUGGAUCAGUUAUUAUGGCAGCUUUCCCAACUUUCACAAUAGAAAUGCAAAUAAUGGCGUAUGGUACUCUACCAUAAUGUCCCUAGCUGCAUGAUGAAAAUGCAGCUGUGCUGAACAGGUUUAUCCUUGUGCUCUCAUGAAAAUUUUUGCUGGUGCUGUUCCUGAGAGCCAGCCAAUAAAAUUUCCAUUUUGCUUCAGUGGCUCACUUUGCAUUAUGACAACUCUUUCCACUCUCACUGCGAACUUGGCUUCUAUACAGGAUUAUAUCACUCUUCAGUUUAAUGUGAAACACUGGAAGUAGAAUUCAUGAAAUAACAUUUUCUUCAAAAUGACUGUGGAGCAAAAUUUGUUUUAUGCUUUUAUUGCAAUGUUUUUGUCACGGACUACAAGAAACACACAAAAAAGUUGAAAAUUAGGCAUUUAAUAAAAAACAUAUCACAUAUUUUUGCUAAUUUAUACAUAACAGAGAAGACUGAAUUCAUAUUACUCUAUACCAGUGGUUCUCAAGUCCUGUCCUUCGAGGCCCACUGUCCUGCAUGUUUUGGAUGUUUCCCUGCUCCAACACACCUGAUUCAAAUGAUCAGCUCGUUAUCAAGUUCUGGAAUGGCUUAAUAACGAGCUGAUCAUUUGAAUCAGGUGUGUUGGAGCAGGGAAACAUCCAAAACAUGCAGGACAGUGGGCCUUGAGGACUGAACUUGAGAACCACGGCUCUAUACCAAAAUGUGUGAUAUAUCUUUUUAAACUUCUAUUAAUGCAGCUUGCAACUUUAAUUACUCUGUAGGAGCAUGUGUUUGAGUUUCCCUUUUGUUUCUUCUUUUUUUGAAUCUAAGUUUUUAGAGUUUGCUCAUUUACAAACUGAAUAAAUGAGGUAUACUUAGAGCCAACAUCUAUAGACUUCUGUAACACAAUUGUGCGCAUGUUUAUUGCAUUUUUCCUUUAAAUCUGACCUUCACAUUAUCAUUGUUAUGUUAUGGAACUUUUUUUGUCCUGAAUCAGUUAUGGUAUGAUUUGUUUAAUGUUUGUGAUCUUCAAUCUCUUACAGGUUCCCCCUAGGGCUGAGGAGAUCACCAUCCCUGCUGAUGUGACUCCAGAGAAGGUGCCCACACACAUAGUAGACUACACAGGUAACACAAGCUGAAAUUUAUCAUCUAUAGUUUUGGUUAUCCCUUAAGUUCUUUUGCAUUAAGACACCAGCUGUGAAUCGAUUGAGCGAGUGACUCGAACCAUUGUUCAUCCUUAACAGAAAAGGAGCAAAGUGAUGAAGUUCUUCGAGAUGAAAUCAUCAAGGUAAUUAAUAAACCUCAGAAAACUCCUUUUUAGACAGUCUAAUAUUUAUUGCCACGCCUGGUUAGAAAUGUGUAUUCAAGCCAUGUAAACGAGUGUAACGUUUCUUUGGUUUGCCGUAAUUUUGUAUACGUGUGAGUUCAUACAGCUGGCGAGCCUAACAACACAAACCUCAUCAUUCACUGUUUUCCUCUAGUUCCACCCAUUUUUCUCAAUGUCUUUGCACUUCGAUACUUCAACAUUAGAUUGGUCAGCCUCAGAUAUUCUUUCACUCCUUUUUUAUGUUGGUUUCCAUCACAGACUGACAUAUUUUUCUUCAAUUUUGUCCUCUGUAUAAUAUUCUGUAUUUCCUCAUACCCACACAGGCUAAUGUGGUGUGUGUGGUGUAUGACGUCACCAAUGAGGACACGAUAGACAAGGUAGUAUUUUGAGACGCAGUUUGUACUCUACAAGUAUUCAGUGUCCUUUGGAGAACAUUCACUUGCAUAAUGAAAAAAUUUGUAUACUAUUUCUGUAAUUUAUACUCCCUCUUUUUUCAGAUAAAAACCAAAUGGAUACCUUUAGUGAACGGAGAUGCAGAGAAAGGCAACAAGUAGGUAUCAGCUGUGUUACCUGUGCACAUUUGUAGCACUGGACUUUGCUCUCCUUCCUGCUGUUUACAUUAUGUAAUAUUGGCUAACUUGAAGUCUAGGAAUUAAAGGCUUUUUUCACUAAUCUGCUGUUAAAAAAGACAUCAGAAUGUCUACAUAACUCCCAGUGUAUAUCUUAAUUUCAGCUACAUUGAGACUUUUGCUCCUAUCUUACCUUUACCGUGUUAUUUUCAUGCAAAACACAUUAUGGUCGUUCAAUUUCCUUGCUCUUAAUUGUAACAACAGAGUUCCCAUCAUCCUUGUUGGAAACAAGUCUGAUCUGCGCUGUGGGAGCUCAAUGGAAACUAUCCUUCCUAUCAUGAACCAGUUCUCUGAGAUUGAGACGUGUGUAGAGGUAAGCAGACCUUUUGCCACUCUUGUCUGUCUCUUUAAACCACUGCAGUCUUUGAAAUGAAUGUUUAUCUUGCUAUGUAGAUACAAGAUGUGAUGAUUUUGAAAACAUGGAGACCCCAAGCUCAAUUAAAAAGAGCACAAAAACUAAAUACUCUAUGUUCAAAUGACAGAUCUAACUCUUUUUGGGAGAUGAUGAGCUCAACAUGUUUCCAAAAAAUGGCUACAAAGUGUGAAAUCUUGAAAGCAACAUUUGAUCAGGAUCACACAUUAAAUUCAGUUUACUGACAAUAGGUUGGGAGCACGAUAAAAGGGUCAUUUACAGAGGCUGAAAUAGGGAUGGGAGGCAAUCCACCCAUCAUUGAAGGCUGUGCAGGCAAAAAAUGCAAAGGUUUAAGAAUAUCUUUCAAUGUAAAAUUGCAAGAAGUCUUUGGAAAUCUCAACAUGACAGGGACAAGGAUGAAAACAAUUAUUGAGAGGCCUACUCUUCAGGCCAUUGGGCAGUCCUGCAUUAAAAGGAGACAUGACUUAAUCGUGAUCAUAGCUGCAUGGGUUCAGGGACAAAAAAAACUUUAUUUAAGAUGAACUGAAGUGAAGUGGAGUUGUCCUGUAGCAUCAGGAGACUAAAAUAUGAGGUCUUUGGAAAUCAUUGAUAUUGUGUCUUGAGCCUUAGAGGGGAAGAGAAAGAGGACCACCUUGAUUCUUAUCGGUUUUUAAGUCGGCAUCCAAGACUUUAUUGGAAGGCAUUAUAGCAUAUGGCAUAGUUCACAAUGGUGAUAGUGUACCAGGGAGGGCACUGCUCAUUUCAGCAAAAAAAUACUAGAUCUGCCUUAAACAUGUGUUGCAAAAAAAUGAGGUGAAGAAGAAGCACAGAGAUAAAUGAUACCCUCUCCUAACUUUUUUUUUUACGUGUUGCUGGCAGUAACUUGUAGUUUAAUUAGGGCUUAAUUUUCCAAAAUUCUGCAGCUUCGACAUUUGAUGUGUCAGCUUUGUGUGACUAUCAGUUAAGUAUGGGGUUUUAAUGUUUGGUAAUUAUCACAUUAGUUUUUCCAUUUACAUUUUACACAGUAUCCUAACUUCACUGGAAAUCAGUGUGUAUCAUUGCUAAAGUGACAGUAUCUAAAAUACUCUUUCUGCUCUUUCUCUUCUUUAGUGUUCUGCAAAGAACCUAAAAAACAUCUCCGAGCUCUUUUACUAUGCACAGAAGGCAGUUCUUCACCCCACUGCCCCUCUUUACGACCCUGAGGACAAACAGGUCAGCCACUUUUGGGAAUCAGCUGCACACUGAGGAGCCAGCCUGGCUCCCUCUCCUGUUGCAUCUAUUUAUAUGAAUGAUAAGUUGAGUAAUUUCUUUGUUCCUUUAAUACUUCCCCACUAGCUAAAACCGCUGUGUGUCCGAGCCCUCAGCAGAAUAUUCUACAUAUCCGACCAGGACAAUGAUCGUAUCCUCAGUGAUGCUGAACUCAACAGCUUUCAGGUACCAGUUGGUUACAUUUUAGAUGAAGAUUUCAAUUGUCACAUCAACCUCAAUAUUUGUUUGUCAUAUCUUCUAUGUGUAGAAAUCUUGCUUUGGGAAUCCUCUGGCACCUCAAGCCUUAGAUGAUGUGAAGACAGUAGUCUGGAAGAACACCAGCGAUGGAGUGCAAGACAACGGGCUUACCCUAAAUGGUAAAAAUCAGCCCUGAAUGACAUGCAACCUUACACUGUGUUGUUGCUGUAAGCUGACUCUCAACUAAUGGCCGUGUGCUCUUCCCUCUUUUGCAGGUUUCUUGUUCCUUAAUACAUUAUUUAUCCAGAGAGGGCGACAUGAAACAACGUGGACAAUCCUCAGGAAGUUUGGUUAUGAUGACAACCUGGAGCUAACAGAUGAUUACCUUUACCCUGAGUAUGUCAUGUGACACAGCGACUCAACUGUAUCAGUUUUACACGGAUAGUAUUGCAACAGGUUGUUUUGCUAGAGCAUAAGAAAAGAUUCCACUCACCAUACUGUACAUGGUCCUCUACUUUUAGACAAUUAUCUGUGUUUCCAUUUGGCUUUCCCCUUUAUGUGCAGACAGUUAUUACUGGAGAAUCUUGGGUAAUGUAAAGCAACAGCCAUGUCCCUAAAUGACAAACUUAAAAACUACUCAGAUUACCUUCUGUAUGCCAUGUGGGGCCUUAAUUACUUUGUUUGUUUUUGAUACCUAUGUGCUUUUUCUUAACUUUUUUUUUCCUUAAUGUUUUUGUUUCUUGGGAAGUUAUUUUCUGUCAUGUUUGCCUCAAUUAUUUAAGACAAAGGCAGACAGGAAAAUAGGGUAAAAAUGGGGUUAUGUGAAGCAGAGGGUCAUAGCCGGGAGUUGAGUCAGGGACAGCUGUGACAAGGACUGCAGCCUCAGGACGUGGGGCGCACUGUUAAACUACUGUGCCAGCUGGUACCCCAUAAAUGAAGGCUUUGAAAGUACAGGAAGCUCGUGGUGCUUUAUAGAUUGACAGAAAAAGAAAGCUGGAUUUUAUUUUGUGUGAAAUCUGAAAUUGAUUAGAUUAUGAAUAAUGGUGUGUAACCUUCUUCUGUUAAUAAUUAUAACCUGUCGUCAGUAUUAAGAUAAAUUUGGAACCAAUGGUUACUCUAAGCCUUAACAUCAUGUCUAGGAAGCAAUAUCUUUAGAUAUGACAUAUGACAGACUUGGUUAAUCCUAUUAAACAGUGUUGCAUGAAAAGCAUAUCAAGGGCCUCCUCAUUGAAUAUCAGUCCCAUUCUAAUAGGACUUUUGUUGUACCCAGUUGUUUAAAACAUCUUAAUUUUUGUGUUCCUCUCAGAUUGCGAGUCCCUGUCGAUUGCACCACAGAGCUCAAUCAGUUUGGUCACCAGUUCCUCCAGCGGCUGUUUGACAAGUAUGACGAAGUGAGUAAACAACUUGAGCAUUUAUGUAAGGAGGAAGAAUAUCGAUUUCUGUACACAGUGGAAUAUGUGGAAUUGGUGGAUUUCUAUCUGUUUAAAAAGUGACCUGGUUUCCUUCCUAGGACAAAGACUCAGCCCUGUCACAGGCAGAGCUAAAGAACCUGUUCUGCGUGUGCCCUUACAUGCCAUGGGGCGCAGAGGUCUACAUGACUGUCCCAACCACAGAUGAGGGCUACAUCUCUAACCAUGGCUACCUUUGUCAGUGGACGUAAGUGCUUUUGUCUAAUCAUUGAUGGUUUUACAGUUUUGUAAAGACACACCAGCUUUGCACUUUUUCCUCAUAACUUCUGUUCUGCACCGCUCCAAGAUCACGUUUGUCAAUCCCUUCACAUGCAGGCUGUCUGCAUACCUUGACAUCCACCGUUGCCUGGAGCAUCUAGGAUACUUAGGCUACCCAAUACUCACUGAGCAGGAGUCACAGACUGCCGCCAUCACAGGUGUGUGUGUGUGUGUGUGUGUGUGUGUGUGUGUGCAAUUACCAUUUGAGUAGCUGGAUAUUAAACAAACAGCAUGUGAAUUACAGAGGUCCACAACAUCUCCCCAUUCAAACAAACAAACAAACUGAAUUCCCAGUCUCAAUGUUGAUCAGUGUGGGCGGAUUACUGGACUUAAUCCUAUCCUAAUAGAUUUACAUACAUGUGGGUUCGUCCUUGAGAUGUAAGAUAGCAGUUUGUUCGAUUUGUGCUUUUGUUUACUGCAUGUACAAACACAAGCAUGGUCUAAAUAGUUCACUUUUCAUUAAAAGUUGAUUUUUUUUAAUACAGCAAAAACCAUUAAAAAAAUAAGAAAUCAUAAUUUUUUUUAUGAUUGAGCUGUUAUGUGAUUGAACUGAUUGUGACUGUGCUAAUGAACUGUCUGUGAACUUGUGGCAAACUGAGGACAAUCAGAGAGGGAAGCUUUGACAAGAUUGGAAAGAGUGAUGUAAUGUGUCUGGCUGCUGCUAAUCUCAUUUUCUGACUCUGUGCCAGAAGUGAGCGCUCUUUCUUUGUUGACUGUAGGUAUCUUAAGAUAGAAAGCAACUUCUUACUAGCUUUACUGUCAGGGAUUCAUGGUGCUGAAUGGACCUUUUUAUCACGUGCUAAGGUACAUUUAUUUUGAACCGUUAAAAAGUCUUCAACGGUAUGGCUAUAAAGAACAGAUCUUUAAGACUGGGUGAUUUCCUGAUUUAUCAUCAAGUGCAACACAACAGCUUUGGUUGAAGGUACAGUUUAGGCUGAACUUUUGAGGUAAGGCUGACUGGUCACAUGGGUGCCACACAAGUUAGCUGAGUCACAGGACUCCUAAAAUAGAGACUGAACAGGUGACAGACUCUGGUUAGUCCGUAAACACUGUGUUGUGGUAGAACUGUCAGACUAAGUGAAAGUGUUUCUCCCAUUACUAGUUAAAAUCCACGAUAAAUCAAGAAAGCUUUCCAUAAAAGUAACCCUAAUACAUGUGAGAGAGAAGCUGUUGUGUGGAGGCUGAUGUAGGGAAGCACCUUAUUAACUAACUGAAAUUGAAAGCCAAUUCAAAAAGUAACAGAUUAGUGUUGUUCUCUUUAUUUGAUCUUGGUUUUAUACCUAAAUGGCUCAACAUUGUUGCUCUCUUUUCUCCUGAGUAUAAACCUGCAUUUUUCUUACACAAACAGGAUGAGUACACCAUGUGCUUACACUUGUGUAACGUGCACUCGCAUCGUGUUAUAAACCAAGUAGUUAUUCCCUGUGGAAAUCCUAAAACUGCCAGUGGAGAUCACUUUACCUCGGCCUUCAGUCAGCCAAAAUAAAAUGUAUCUUGAUUUUAUUGUAGGAUUGAUUCAAUCCAGUUGUUUUGCCUCUUUGUGAAAAUUUUUUUUUUGCUUUCGACAACCUGUGUCUCAUUUUUGUUUUAUUCGAUAUUGAUCCUGUUAUUUUUUUGUACUUUUAUGUACAUCUUAAUUGAUCAGACCUGAGAUGUAGUAGCUCCAAACCUUUCAGCGUAAACAGGUUCGUCCAUGUGAUGUUUUCUAUCAUCUUUCUUUACUUUUGCCUCCAUGCUCUGUUUGCCAACACAAGCUGAGUGGAAAGAGGACAGAAGACGGCUCAUCAGUUACCCCUGUAGAGACGCUUACACAUUAGUUCCUUUUGAUAGGUGGAUUUUUCUUACCUGCAGCAGGAACGUCAUCCUGUGCUUUGGGAUUUCAAUGUUAUCAGCCUCCCACCUCAGAGUGUAGUAAAAGGAUUCGCUACUAUCUACUAUUCAUUAACUUGAUCAGUUUUUUUACUUCACCUCGCACAAAGCAAGAAAAUGGAAACAUGAAAUUAUUUAUCUACUUGUGUGUUGCCAGUUUGUGAUAUCAGGCAUAAUGGCAGUUAUUUGUGAUAAUUUACAUUGUGUGUUUCUACUUGUUUAUGUGUGCAGUAACACGAGAAAAAGAAGUGGACCUGGAAAAAUGUCAGACACAAAGGUCUGUGUUUCUCUGCAAGGUGAUUGGACCACGGGGGACGGGCAAGACCGUCUUCCUCCAGGCCUUUUUGGGCCGUAACGUUGUGGUAAGCCACCAUCUGCUCAUGUAGAGCUAAAUGCAUUGUUAUACAGCGAUGAGAUAGUAAUAAUCUGUAUCAUUAAUAAUUCUAAUUAGAGGAUAUUUUUCUUUUUUGCCGUCUGUAGAAUAAGGAAAACUCCGGUAGUGCCUUCUCUCCCUACGCCAUAAACACUGUCCAUGUCAGCAAACAGGAGAAGUACCUUAUCGUAAGUAGCUCCUCCUCUGAUCUUAAGAUUCACUCUUGACCCCGACUUAAUCCUGAUCCACACUCUUCUCUGUGCAGCUAAAUGAGGUGGAUGUGGAGGUGGAGUUUCUGAAGGCAUCUGACGCCUCCUGUGAUGUUGCUUGUCUCAUGUACGAUGCCAGUGACCCUCAUUCUUUUGACUAUUGUGCCAGCAUAUACAAGGUAAGACUCCGCAAAAUAACUGCAUGAACAUUCACACACUAUUGCAAAUAAUAUCAGGGACUUUUUCAGUUAGUGCUGUAAGAAAUACUCUGACAGUGAUUCUGCUGCUGUUUGUUAACAAAAGUAUUACAGCUUACUUUGGACACAUGUUGACAGAAAUGUGCCAGAGAAUAGAAAUGAGCAAAUGUUAUCACUUGUUAAGAGGUAGGGCUGCAGGAUAUAUCAUUUUGAACAUUUGUGCAACAAACACAUCAUGUUGUCCCUACUCCCUCGUUUUCCAGGUCAAAUCUACAACACACAUUUUUCUCAUUUUGUCACAUUACCCAAAGAAAUACACAAUAUAAACAUUUUCAUAGAUACACUGACUGUCAGAGAUAUACCAGCAAAUGCUCCAUCAGCGAGACAGAUCUGUAACUGUGCGUUUAUGCUCGUCCUGGGGCUUGUUAAUGUUAUGGGCAUAAAUAAGCGACCGGGACAAUAGAGUGUUUACCUGUUGUGUCAACAGCUGCAGCGCACAAACGGUAUAGUGUUGUGAAAAUUGCAUGCAAAUAAAGACAGCAAGUUUUUGUUUAAUUCUAAGUGAGUAGAACAGGGGCUGAUUGGGCUGAUUAAACUUGAGAAACAAAGUCAAAAAUAAUUGAUGAUGUGCAAGUAGGUCAAUUUUGUUUAUUAAUGAAGUUUAUGAAGUAAUGCACCGCUCCACCCGUACUCUCCCCCCACUUGUCUCUCUCAUGUGGGUAUUUGAGCUAUCAGAGAGCUGGACCCAGUGUGGUUAAAGAAGGAAAAAAAGAAGGAGGUUGAUUUGAUUGGAAAAAAGAAAAUAGUUUGGAAAAACCCAAUUGUUUAAAAUUUUGAUUUUUUUUAAGUACAUGAAAUAUAUUUAUGUAGAAUAAAUUCCUGGACUUUGUCAUAAAAAAGAGAGGGAAAUAAUAAUAUAAUGUCUUUUCCUCAUUGAAAAUCAGCCAUAAAUAGCUGUAUCAUCAUGAUAUUGACAUGCAUUUCCAAACUUUAUGAUCCAACUGUACACAGUUGGUAGCAGCAGGGGAACUUUGUCUCCUCUCUCUCUCUCUCUGCAGGCUGCACAUAGGCAGACAAUAGUCAAUUUCUCUGCUAAUGCGGAUUCACCGUCCUCCGCUCUGCAACUUUAUCACUCUUCAUCGUGUUGCAGUUUGAUUUCCAUCAGUGAUAGUUAGGCGACAAGGCUCAAAUGGAUUUUUGCACACAAUAUAACCAGUACUUAUAUAUAUAAAAUAUAAAGCAGUUCUUGUUUUCUACUUUGAUGAAAACCAGCCAUUUAUUGGCAUUUACCAAACAGAUGCUGUUAAAAAUGCAGAUAUAUUACACUUAAACAUAUCUCCCAGGUCAUGUAUUUGCAUGAUAACAAUUUUUCAAUGCGCUGCAUUAUUAAGGAUUUAAUCCAUCUGUUCAUCAGUGGUUUUCCUAAAUUGUGUGACUCCACUAAAAAAGAGGGAACACCGUAAACACUGUAACAACUUGGUUCUUUUCUCUUUACUCUGCUCACAUAGUUUUCACUCAUUUACUCAUCUCUCACUCAGCAACACUACAUGGAGAGCAACAUCCCAUGUGUGCUGGUUGCCUCUAAGAUGGACCUUCCUGAAGCCAAACAGUUCCAUGGGAUGACUCCAGCAGAGUUCUGUUAUAAACACCGACUGCCUCCACCUAUGCCCUUCUCCAGCCUGUAUCUGGACUCCACCAGCAGGAACAUCUACAGCAAGCUUGCCUGGGCAGCCAUGUACCCGUAUGUUUACACCAACCAAACUGCUGCCUGACACCUGAUAGCUUGUAGAAAAAAAGGGAACACAUGUUUUGAACAUUUGAGAAUCUAAUGGUGAGGUUGGUUGUUUAAUAGACUCCUGUGUUUUUUCUCUGCAGACACCUGAAUGGUUCCGACAUGAGCAGCACAUCCUUCUGGCUAAGAGUAGCAUUGGGCUCAGCUGUGGUUGCAGUUCUAGGCUUUGCUAUCUACAGAGCUGUCGUCAGAAUGAAAUGAUCAACAACAACAUCAACCGUUUUUUGUUUUUUUUUCAGCCUGACUCUUCAUCUGUCAAUCCAUCCAUCAAGACCAAACUUCCAAGACCACAUCCAGAUCCACCGCAGUCUGAACUAAACCUAGUCUGCAUCAUUUUACUCUUCAUCCCAAAGACUGCCCAUCUCAGCAUCUGACCUCCUUACUUGGUCCCACUUUCUGAGUCAAUUGACCACCAUAGUCUAAGGGCAAGUGGAAGCUAUUGAUCAUAUUAAUCCUCCUGCUGCUGUGCCCAGCUUUAUCUGCCUUACGUCGUCCAAGCAGGCUUGCUAUGACUGAGCCUGUGUGCGCCCUGAAGUGCAUAGAUACAUGGAGAACUGCUCAUGUCCAAACAGGUGCUUUAUCAGAGGAAUGAAAAUGCAGGUAGACAGCCACGCCUAAUCUAUUGCUCUCCCUUCCAUGAUCCGUUCAGUGUUAAAACCGAAAUUCUAGUUUUUAUAUACAGUACAUGCUGUGUUUCCUACGCUUAUUAUUAAAGUAUGCCAAAUUGAGUCAACUGAAGAACCAAAGGGCAGCACAGAAAGAUUUUUAACAAAGCAAACAUUCUGGUGGGCUGCCAGUGAGUAUCUUGCAGAAGCUUCAUAACAAACAAUUCUUCCUUUUAAUCACAACAAAUACAAGUAGUUCAUGUUGGGAUUUGCCAAAUAACUCCAGCAGCGCUGAUAACUUUUAGCAUGAUUGCCUGAAAAUGAAACACUUUCAUGAUUUUAGCAGUGAGGCCUCGAUGCAGCAGAGAAAUGUGCAUGAAAAGAUUUGCUGAUGCAUCUGCGAGAACUCUGAUUUUAGAAGACGCCAAGAAAACCUUAAAAUAAUAAAUAUACUGUUUGCCAUUUAUCCAAAAGAAAUCAGUGAAUUUUGAUUAAUGCUGAAAAAGACUGUCAAUCUGUGCUUUUUUCUAUUGACGAACACCUGACACUGUGCACACACUUUGACCUUGUUACAUAAUCUGCCAUUGUUUUGUUUCCAACAUAAGUUUGUCAUGUUAAUUUCUGAUUUGUUGCUUUAAUCAGCUGGGGACCUGCUGUUUAUUUUCUGCAGAAUACACCUCUGUGACUUCUAAAAUAAGUCUGCUUUCUUACUUGAGUUUAUUUAGAAUCUUAAUAAAAGACCAGACUUGGUGGGGACUGCUCCCAAAAAGAAAUGCUGCUGUUUGGAUGACAGAUAUAUUUUUAAUUUUUUUUUGCUGUAAAUAUGUCUGAAAGUGUUUUUUUAUCUUCUCCUUGUUGGUUUUAUGUUUCAAAUUUUUGCUUUAAUUUUUUGCAUUUAAACCCAAGUGUCUAACUUUAAGAGUUCACCACAACCGUUUUGUCAAAAUCUCUGUUUUUCGAAUGAUUGAAAUGAGGUAAGCAACAAUACUUAUAAACACUUGAAUAAUGAGUUAUAA
Xyrichtys novacula (pearly razorfish) is the source of this 12775-nucleotide messenger RNA. NCBI's taxonomy places the organism in Eukaryota, Metazoa, Chordata, Actinopteri, Labriformes, Labridae. The record is from the annotation of a GenBank genome assembly.